This is a messenger RNA of Paramecium tetraurelia, 873 nucleotides long. RefSeq lists its product as uncharacterized. The transcript has 4 exons. NCBI's taxonomy places the organism in Eukaryota, Ciliophora, Oligohymenophorea, Peniculida, Parameciidae. Gene Ontology annotation, molecular function: oxidoreductase activity. The record is from RefSeq and is a predicted model, not a curated record.
AUGUAAGCUUUAAAGACAGUUGUCAUAACAGGAGCUAACAAAGGUAUUGGCUUUGGCAUUCUUGAAAAUCUUAUUCAGAAGUAGUCAUACAAAGUUAUAAUGGCUUGCCGAUCUCUUGAAUUAGCUCAAAAGUCUAGAACCGAAUUGAUCGAAAAAUACAAUCUCUCUCAAGAUAGAAUUGACAUUAUUGAAUUGGACAUUAGUAGUAGUGAUAGUAUUGAUAAAUUCAUUCAGGAGUUCACAACUAGAUUCCAUUCAGCCGAUAUCUUGAUCAACAAUGCUGCUGUAGCUGUCAAGACAGAUGAUUUCAAUUUUGAAAUUGUGCAAUACACCUUUAAACCUAAUUUCUAUGGCACAGUGGAGUUAACUGAAAAAUUCAUUCCUUUAUUGGCUUAAAAUGGAAAGAUCAUUACAAUUGGAUCAUAAGUUGGUAACACAAAAAUUUUGGAAUCUGAUGAUCUAGUCAAAAGAUUCAAGAAUCCAAACAUUACAAGAGAAGAUGUUUUCAAACUGGCUGAUGAAUUCUAAGAACAUGUUAAGAAUAAUACUUAUAAGUAGAAUGGUUGGCCAAGUUGGGGAUAUGGAAUUAGCAAAUUACUAAUUAAUACUUAUGUCAAGACUUUAGCAUCAAAUGCUGAUGUUAAGCAUAAGCAUUUAUAAGUUUACACAUGUUGUCCUGGAUGGGUCAAAACUGAUAUGGCUGCAGAGGGAGCAUUGCUGACAAUAGUAGAAGGGGCUUUAACUCCUGUGUAUUUGGUAGAAUUACCACAUGAAGUGAAUCCUGCCUAUCAAGGAUAAUUCUUCCAUCUGUAGAAGGUUUAAGAAUUAUGAUGAUAUCUAUAUAAAGGGUUUACAAUAUGUUAUUAUAUAUUU